Molecule: messenger RNA, 885 nt
Organism: Cuscuta europaea
Lineage: Eukaryota; Viridiplantae; Streptophyta; Magnoliopsida; Solanales; Convolvulaceae
Source: the annotation of a GenBank genome assembly
GUUCAUGACCAACCACACAAAAUAGAGUGGAUAUAUAUAUAUAUAUAUAUAUAUGUGCACCCAACUACCAACCUAUCACAUACAAAAGGAUAAAGUAGCUGCGCAGGCCCGUUUACAACUACCAUUCAUCCUAUGGUUUUGGCUUCUUUUCAUCUCCCAUUCUCCAUCCCACAAUUUAAGGCUAAGGCUAAGUAAUUCAAGUACUUGUGGAACUGAAGUUCAAGUGGAUUCUGUAGCCGAGGUCACCAGUAAAGAUUCAGAAAAGGAGCUUGUCUUCUCACAUGAUGAGGAAAUCCUGAUUGCCAGAAUGUUCAACUUGGUUGGAGAAAGGUGGCCACUAAUUGCAGGGAGAAUCCCUGGAAGAAAUGCUGAGGAGAUUGAGAAGUAUUGGAAUUCAACAUACUCCACCAGCCAAUAGGAUGCCGCCUAGGCUUGGCUGUGGGUCCCGUUGAUAUCACUCGCGCGCGUAAAACUGUGAUAUUCGGAAGGACGAAUUUAAGUGGAAAAAAUAAAAAAUGACUCACUCAUUUAGCAGUAAUAAUUUGCAAAUAAUUACUUAUAUUAAUGGUACGGUAAACCUUUGUUUUGUUCAGAGAUAUUAUCCGAAACAGGAUUAAAACAGUUUGAAAAUUUCCAAAUAGGAUUGUCAUGUUUUGGCAGUACCAGACUUCAAACAUGUCACUAUUUUCUAAACAUGACAGUAAUUAGUCCUAUUUUGGGAAUAAAAAACAUGACAGUCCUAUUUUGGAAUUUUGAAACAAUUUUAGUCCUAUUUCGGGAACUUUCCCUUUUCUUUAUGAAAAAGAGUGACUAUGUUUGUUUCCUUCAACAUUGUGGUAUUUCAAUUCAAGAUCGAAUCAAAGUGCUCAUGUCUCUCUGCUCAAA